Molecule: messenger RNA, 606 nt
Organism: Cyphellophora attinorum
Lineage: Eukaryota; Fungi; Ascomycota; Eurotiomycetes; Chaetothyriales; Cyphellophoraceae
Exons: 2
Coding region: 1-606 (201 amino acids)
Source: RefSeq, a predicted model, not a curated record
AUGACCGACAUCGAGCCAAAUGUGCCGGCAUGGCAAGGGUGGUGUAAGAAGAGCGAGAGUGGGAAGUUGGAUUACGUCGAGGAGAAGGUUGAUGCUACGGGUGCGCCUGGGCGGUCUGUGUUGCUGGGUGAGGACAAGAGCAUGAAUGGGCACGGGAAGCAGAAGAAGGGUAAGAAGAUUAUGAGGCUGUUUAGUCUUGCGUUUCACCAUUUUGACGAUGAUAUGGCGAGACGGGUGCUCAAGGAUGCUGUUGAGACGGGUGAUGGGUUCUGUAUCUUCGAGCUACAAGCCCGCAACUUCCUAUCAUUCAUUAUGGUCAGCCUCCUGUGGCCGCUGGCCAUCGUCAUCCUGGCGCCGAUCUACUUCUACAACUCGCCCGGCCGACUCGUCUUCACCUACCUGGUGCCUUGUGUGCCAUUCGUGUGGGUCUUUGACGGGUAUAUAUCAUGUCUGCGGACACGGACGCCUGCGGAAGUGCGGACACUGAUGAGGGAGGCAGUGGGCGAAGAUAAGCUGAGAGACUGGAUCAUAAGAUCGGGUCAGGAGACACAUACUGUGCCUAUUGGCAAACUGCGAUGGUUCAUGGCCACGAAGGACGAUCGGUGA